AUGGCAGAUCUCGACGAAGAAAGCGUGCUCAAUAAUUUCAUCAAAAAUAUGGCCAGUGCACUAUCCUGUCGGCGCCCGAUGUUGGAAAGCGACAUGUGGGCAUUUUGGAGCGAGCCGACUCUCUCUCCUUGCAGUACCACCAAUCAAGGAAUUACAAAGAAGAUCAAAUCUGCGCUUCUACACUUGAAUACAUAUUACCAUAAUGAUCAAGUUCUAAUUCAGUUUUGGGUACCCAUCAGAACAGAAACUGGGUGUUAUCUUUUAACUUCAGACCAACCUUUUGGUCUUACUUAUCUUGAUGAAGGACUUCUCGAGUAUAGGAAGCACUGUUUGAAUUAUAAAAUUAACGUGGAUGGGGAAGAAGAACAGCUUGGACUCCCUGGUCGUGUGUUCCGGAAAAAAUUGCACGAGUACAUCCCAGAUGUGCAAUAUUACUCUAUCCAAGAGUACCCACAACGCAGUUUUGCUCUAACUUGUGGUAUUUCAUCGUCUUCUGCUUUGCCGGUGUUUCACUCCUCUUCCCCAGAAUGUGUUGGAGUACUCGAGUUGGUAACUAAUGCAGCAGAUUUCGAUGUUUAUGACAUUAUGUUUGAUCCGUUUUUGAUGCAUGCACUUGAGAAUGCAGAUUUGAGAAGUUCGGCAUGUGAUUGUUUAAUUUCUUCGGUUGCAGAUGAAAAUGAUUCAGAUGAUGUGUUUCCACAUAUAUUGGUUGAAAUCUACUGUGGGUUGAAAGUUGUGUGCAGAACAUACAAGCUACCUUUGGCUCUGGUGUGGGUUCCGUGCAAGCGUUUCAAUACCAUGGACAAUAGCUCCGAUGCUUUUGAUGUACAAGUCUUGCACGCUGAUAACAGAGCAUCCUAUCUUCUAGUAGAUAAUCUGGAGGAAUUCUUGGGGUUUAGUGGGUGGAAUAACUUACAAAAGGGGCAGGGAGUUGUUGGGAGCGCACAUCGGUCACAUGAACUAUGUUUUUGCCGCGAUACAUCUCAGUUCAGCCUAACUGAGUACCCCUUACUGCCCAUUGCACGCCUUUUUGGGUUGACUAGUUGUUUCGCGAUUUACUUGCAGAGUACUUGCGCUGAAAAUUCUGAUUACAUACUAGAGUUUUUUCUACCUCCUGAAACCACAUAUGUUGAAGACCCGACUACCUUCUUAUCCUCUCUAUUAGAAACAAUGAGGCAACAUUUUGGAAGAAGCAGUCUCCAAAAGGUUGAAGUUAAAUGCUGGAACCUAUGA
Molecule: messenger RNA, 1233 nt
Organism: Cornus florida
Lineage: Eukaryota; Viridiplantae; Streptophyta; Magnoliopsida; Cornales; Cornaceae
Product: protein NLP6-like
Exons: 4
Coding region: 1-1233 (410 amino acids)
Molecular function (GO): DNA-binding transcription factor activity
Source: RefSeq, a predicted model, not a curated record